UUUAUUAUACUGGGUCUCUUAGUUUUAUACAUAUUUUUUUUUAAGUAUCAAACAUGGAUAACAGUAAAUUGAUAUUGAAACAAUUUCACAAUUGUAAUAUACUACGGGAUGGCAAGAUUAUAAAUGAAGAUUUAUGGGUUCGUGAUGGAAAAAUUAUAAAUCCCGAAAAGAUUUUUUACGAUGAAAAAAUUUUACCUGAUUAUAAAAUAGAUUGUCAAGGCGCACUAAUUUCACCAGGUUACAUAGAUUUACAAAUUAACGGUGGUUUCGGUGUAGAUUUUUCACAUAAUAUCGAGAACGUCGAAGAAGGUAUAAACAAAGUAGCAAAAAAAUUAUUAGAAUAUGGUGUUACAUCAUUUUGUCCUACAUUAGUUACAUCUCCUAGUGAUACGUAUUACAAAGUGCUGCCCAAGAUAAAAAAACAAAACGGUGGUAGUCGGGGAGCAACUGUUUUAGGUGUUCAUUUAGAAGGCCCAUUUAUAAGUCUUCAUAAAAAAGGUGCUCAUCCUGAAGAAUAUAUUAAAAAUUUUGAACAUGGAUUUAAAUCGAUAAUCGAUAUGUAUGGGAUUUUGGAUAAUGUUUGUCUUCUUACAUUAGCUCCUGAAAUUCCAAAUGCCAUGUCCGUAAUUAAUGAAUUAUGCAAAAGAAAUAUUAAAGUUUCAGUAGGACAUUCUAUUGCCAGUUUAAAUGAAGGAGAAGCAGCAGUACAACAUGGGGCCACGUUUAUUACACAUCUUUUCAAUGCAAUGUUACCAUUCCACCAUCGUGAUCCAGGACUAGUUGGCUUAUUGACAUCUGAUCAAAUACCACCUGGAAAAGUUGUUCAUUAUGGGAUCAUAGCUGAUGGUGUUCAUACUCACCCUGCAGCAUUAAGAAUUGCACAUAGAACACAUCCUGAAGGACUCGUUCUUGUAACUGAUGCAAUAUCAGCAUUGGGUUUGAAAGAAGGUGUACAUCAACUAGGCCAGCUUGAUAUAGAAAUACGUAAAGGACGUGCCUAUAUUGCUGGUACCAAUACUCUUUGUGGUAGUAUGGCUGAAAUGUCUAAAUGUGUACGUAUUUUUAAGGAAGCAACAGGCUGCUCAGUAGUUGAAGCCUUAGAAGCUGCAACCUUGCAUCCAGCAAGAGCACUAAAAAUUGAAUCUAAAAAAGGAGUAUUGAAUUUUGGUGCUGAUGCUGAUUUUGUUUUACUAAAUGAUAAUCUAGAACUUCUAUCUACAUGGAUAUCAGGAGAUUGUGUUUAUACUAAAUGCAAAUGUAUCUUGCAAUCUUCAUGAACUAUGUUUUGUCAGUAUGAAAAUAUUAACAUUAUGAAACAGACAAUAUUUUGAUUUUUAAAUAAUAACUUAUUGUAUUACUUGAUGGCUGUGAAUCUCACGCCUAUCAUGUUAAAGUGAAAGUAUUUGCAGAUUACAUUUACUUCAUUGAAUAUUAUAUAUUUUAUAUAUUACUUUUUUACUUCCUAACGUUAAUCUUAUGAAUUGUAUAAUAGCUAUUAAUCUCGAUUUGUUUAAUAUAUGCUGUU
This is a messenger RNA of Vespula pensylvanica (western yellowjacket), 1525 nucleotides long. RefSeq names its product N-acetylglucosamine-6-phosphate deacetylase. The record is from RefSeq and is a predicted model, not a curated record. The transcript is spliced from 7 exons. The coding region runs from base 54 to 1277 and encodes 407 amino acids. Gene Ontology annotation, biological process: N-acetylglucosamine catabolic process. Gene Ontology annotation, molecular function: N-acetylglucosamine-6-phosphate deacetylase activity. NCBI's taxonomy places the organism in Eukaryota, Metazoa, Arthropoda, Insecta, Hymenoptera, Vespidae.